CAUGCCGCCUGGGAGGAAAGAGGAAGGAAGCCAGCGAUGUUGAGUAAAUGGAAUUUACCAUUUCCAUCGCCUGGUUCACACUAUCAUGAGAUCAUUCACUGUAAGUCCACCGACAUGGUGCCAUUGUUUUGGCUUUCUCUCAUUUCUCUCACCUGGUUGCCACCAAAAGGAAUGGCACAACCUGACGGCUGCCUGUUACAGCCAAGGAGCGUCAUUUGGCGCGAACUGGGACAAGACGCCGUGAUCCAGUGCAGCGUCCGCCCCAACUGCUUAUCCGAAAGGCUCCACUACAGGUGGUUCGCUUUUGAGCGCAGAUCGCACGGCCGUCUUAACUUGGCACACAACCAUCACAAGUACAUCUUACACGGGGCCACUUUACAAAUUAUGUCCCUGAACGCCAACGACAGCGGGAUUUACUUCUGUGCUGCCACGUCGUGGGGAGAACCGGCACCUGGCGCUCAGCAUGUCGGUCUGGGAACGACUCUUGUUGUAAAGGAAAAGACAAAACUCAUGGUGGGUCAUGUUCUGUUGUGGUUAACAUUCGUCGUCUUGGCCCUCUACAGCUCGGCAACAGUGACGCUCAUCAUUCAAAAGAAGUAUGGCCUUAACAUAUUCAACUGUAGACAAAUCUCCAAAAGUGACACGGCGACAUUUGCAAGAUGUUCACAGCGGCCGCGGCGACAGAACAGGAUGGUCGUGAGAAAAUGUGCAGGGGGGAGGGAAACGGGUGAGCAGGCAUGACAGGCCCUGAUCGCCCGACAGAUUUUUAAGGUCUCAUUUGCCAUAGCAGACCCAGAGCAGAUGAGGAACCUAGUCGGUGAGAGUAAAACAUCGUGCAUACAAUGAAAGAUGACAGUAUGUUAGUUUGAAAAAUCAUAAUCUGGAGGUGGUCCGUAGUGUGAUGCUAAGCAUAUUUAUUUCCCAGGAUCUCACACUGGCCGCCUAUAGCUGUUCAAAAACUAAGCAACAUGUUUCAUCCAGCUACAAUUUAUUGUUACAGUUUGCGGUUUUAAAAUUCUCAAAAAUGGCCAUUCAUCAUGGCAUGAAAGUAUUAAAGUGCCUAGUUGUCAUAAAUUGGCCCAGAGAUUGCUGUCCAGCUUCAAGAAAACAGCAGCGCUAGCAAUACUAAACUAGCAUUACUGAGCUAGCAUUAGCACUGUAAACAAGCCGCUGUUUGCCACAGCCAUUGUUCGUAUGACUUCCAGUAUUCGUAACAUACUGUUACUCUCAACACGCAUCAUUUGAAGUGUUUUCUUGGGUAGUCAGGACGGGGUGGACAAUCAAUUACAAAUCAGAAAUUGUUCAUGAAUUUAACGUUGAGCACAAAUAUUGCAAAUUCCGUAACGCCUCUGAAUCCUCGGCUGAUCGAAGUUUCCUUGCUUGGCAUGUUGUGGCUCUGCCCAUUUGCCCAGUUUUGGACAUUCGAACAGUUUCAACAAAACUCCGGAAGCCGAAGCUAACAGGUCAAUGAGAGGCUGCUGGGGUGUGCUAUGCUAUGACUUUUCCUGGGAGUGAUACAGCAAAUGAUUAACAUCACUGACCAGUCGUCACACUUUCUGCCUCCGAUUGUCCUCAUGCAUGCUGGUUUCUCAUAAGUCAAAUUACAGACAGAAUAUGGGGCCAAAUAACUUUUUUUCCCCCCCAAAGAUUAUUCUAUGAACAUACUUUGGCUUUUUGUUUUAAUUAUUGCAAACUCCCCCUUUAUUGGGCAGUGUGUAUGACAAUAACAGGCUCGUUUGUAUGUUUUUAGUUCAAGAGAUGGAAUCGUGAAUUUGUUGACUACGUUAACAUCUAUGAAUGAAUUAAGUCAUUUAUUUCAAAGAGCAAAUUCCAAACACUGACUCCAAAGCUGGAACCAGGCCUAGCAAGGGAGCUUCAUUCAACUCUGUUGGUGCCAAAUGUGUUCCCCGAGAGACCCUCUCCAGCCUGUUUUAGAUGUUUCAUUUGUAUCAAGUGCAUUAGAAGACACCAAAAAAAUAAAAAAAGGUCUGGAGAUGGGCUCUCCGGUGUACAUGUGACUUAAGCGCAAUAAAAGACACCUCCUCACGCAUUUAUUUCCUU
Molecule: messenger RNA, 2061 nt
Organism: Hippocampus zosterae (dwarf seahorse)
Lineage: Eukaryota; Metazoa; Chordata; Actinopteri; Syngnathiformes; Syngnathidae
Exons: 5
Coding region: 37-741 (234 amino acids)
Source: RefSeq, a predicted model, not a curated record